Drosophila santomea is the source of this 593-nucleotide messenger RNA. RefSeq lists its product as uncharacterized. Bases 1 to 546 code for a protein of 181 amino acids. NCBI's taxonomy places the organism in Eukaryota, Metazoa, Arthropoda, Insecta, Diptera, Drosophilidae. The record is from RefSeq and is a predicted model, not a curated record. The transcript has a single exon.
AUGGCAAUCAUUGUUUUGGCCACGAUUUUGGUAUUGUCCCAAGGGAUUCAAAGCCAGGAUAACAUAUCCUUGGCACCACUAAAAAAGCUAAACGAUGUCGUCACUUCUCGCUUGAAAGAGCGCCUUAAAGAAGCCACACCUGCCGAUUUUUCUGAACACUACAAACGACUUCAACAAGCUGCCGAUCUACCGAUUUAUCAACUGGACGAAAAAAUUAUGGCAUACAAUGAGCUUAAUCUUCUCCAGCAGACUGACGACUCCUUGGGUUCAACCAGCGAGCCACCUGCCCUGAAUGGAACAGUUUCUGAGGAUGGACCAGUGUUGCGACAGGAUAUGACAUUCACCAUGUUCGAAAGAAGAAUUCUGAGAAUCCUUAAGAGGCUUGGCAUCUACGAUAACUUUACUGUUCGCGUAUUCAACGCUAUCUUCAGCGAUGAAAAACAGCUGCGAAAGCUUAAGAAGAAGCUGGACGAGUUGGACAAGGAGGAUAAGGACACGGAUAAGGACAAGGAUAUAUUGUGGGGCCAUGUCCUCGACUUGUUUUGAUUCUUAUAUAUCCAUAAUUUUCCUUUCCAUGAAUUAAAUAAAGAAUA